This is a messenger RNA of Zea mays, 1174 nucleotides long. RefSeq lists its product as uncharacterized. The record is from RefSeq and is a predicted model, not a curated record. NCBI's taxonomy places the organism in Eukaryota, Viridiplantae, Streptophyta, Magnoliopsida, Poales, Poaceae. The coding region runs from base 202 to 831 and encodes 209 amino acids. The transcript has 6 exons.
GCCGCUCCGCGAGGCCCAGAGCAGAUCGACGCGAAUUGAGAUUCCGCUUCUCCAAUCGUCCAAUCUGACAAUCUCCAUCCUCAGAUAGAACAGCCUCCCAAGCGACAGAACAGCCUCAGGAGGCACCCCCGCGGUUAGUCUCGAAGCUUCCGUUCGGAACCAGGGUUAGGGUUUCGCGUCCUCCCGUCGUCAUCCUCAGCCAUGUCCGGGCGCGAGGUCCGCGAGUACACCAAUCUCAGCGACCCCAAAGACAGGAAGUUUGGUAAAGGGAAGGAUAAGAUCGACGAUGAGGACAUCACCUUCCAGCGCAUGGUUGCAAAGAUGCAAGAGGUUGCUGGUGAUAGGGGAGGCUACCUUCACGGACGAGGAGCAUUGGACAGCGAUGAUUUGCUUUACCUGAAAGAGCAAAUGGAAGCUGAAGAAGAUGCAGAGCGCCUUCUUCGUCAUACUGAGAAGCGGGCAUUUGCUGCUUUUAAGAAAGCAGCAAUUUUAGCUGAUUCUACACCUGCUGUCCCUGUGGCUCUUCGUGUUGAACCUAAACCUAAAAGUGAUAUAAGGCAACAAGAUCUUUUGAAGAACAUUGUUGGGAUCAAACCAAAGCGACCAAAAGUUAGCAGCCCUUCACAGCCACCAGAUAGCAAUAAGCCUAAACAUACGGAAGAAGACCCUGUCGGCGAGUUGUCGCCAUCACGGAAUCCGUUGGGACCAUCUCAUGGGACUGUGAAUCCUGACCACACAGCGCCAAGGUUAGAUGAACCAACAGAGGUGAAGCAACAGAACAGAGCUGGAAGUUUGCUUGGUUUAGCUUAUGAGAGUUCGGAUGAAGAAUAGUUGAUCAUGCGAUUCCAAUGGGAACUGGACUAUUUCUUGUCAGAUGUCUGCAUUCCAAACGACAGGCCUGGUGUAUUGAUGAGAGCUCUCACUGAGUCAUCCUCAGGUUACGGGUUUGAAACAGCGUGGGUUUGGAACAGUCAGUCACCAGGUCAUGCCAGGAGUUUGAAACAUUGUGGGUUUAAAACGGCCUUCCUUCAUAUUUGCAGAGGAAGGCUGCCUCAUUUUAUCCUCUUUAGUAUUUAGCUGUGUAAUUGGUUUUAUAAUUAGAUUAUAUUUAAUAUUCAUAAUAAACAUUCAAACAUCCGAUAUAUAUAGACUAAAUUUUAGUGCUGGAACCAAA